AGCUAUUUUAGUGAUAUGUCAGCUAGUAUGUACAUUUUCUUCGUGGUAUCCCUAAAAAAAAGACAUAACGCAGCUGAUUGAGAGGCAGUAGAAGUGAAACGUAAGAAAGUAUGCUCCGCCUGUUUUUGCUCUUCGUCAUGUGACGACACAUAGUCGACGUGAGCUGCAUGAAGGUAGUGCUGAGGUAGUUAUGGCAUCUCCGGGGUAUUUUGAUGAUGGUCCGCCGAUGCGCGAGCGUGACCCGUACUUCACCGAGGUCAUCAGCCAGAGGAUGCGCGUGCCGGAGCGGCUUAGGUUCGGUCCCGCGCGUCACAUGCACGAGCCUGCGGACAAAAGACCUGAAGAUAUACCUGCAGCCUACAACAUGCACAUACCCGACAGACUGGCCUUAUCAGAUAUUCCUGACCUGAGUCCACGGCCUCUCUUCUCCAAACAUACUUCAUCAAUGUGGGACCUGCAGCACGGAUCCUUGGACCGGGAGGUGUACAUGAGAGAGCCUGUCCAGAGUCCUCUUCGUAGGUCUUAUAGUGACCACGCUUUUGGCCGGACCCCACCUGGAACCCCCUCGUACUCUAGACAGGCACUUCGCUCCCAGUCUCCCCGCAGUGUUGGACAUCCACCUGCUGUACAUGCAGACCCGUCCCCACCAAAGCCCCUGGGGCUCCCCUCCAUCCCACCUGACCUGCUGUCCCCACAGAGCAUGCUGCAGGCUGCCAAGGAGCUGGGGCAGCAGGCCUCUCAGAAAAUCCUCCAGACUGUCACCAAAAAAUACUCCUCCAGGUUUGGUUACCCAGAAAACCACCCCUCCCAGGCAGUGGAGGUUCAGCCUGAUCAGAGCAGGACAAGUGCCUCACAUGAGUUCUGGCUGAGCCCUGAGGAAGACACUGGAACUGCUGUUGAAUUUAUGGUGCUCCGCAGACAGGUUGUGAAGAUGAGCAGGCGGAUAGCAGGACUGGAGAGACAGAAUGCAGAGCGCAGACAGACAGAACUAGUGCUGUUUUCACUGCUGCUGUCUGCCUGCCUGAUCAACAGCUGGCUGUGGAUGCGCAGAUGACGUCACUCUACAAAACACUAUAGAACACUACAUAAACAGACAACUCUACAUAAAGCUCUCAUAUAUUACACAGCAGAGCUUAUUCUGUACAUCCUGUGUGACGUAUGUUAUAGUGAUUUAUUAGGGUAAUCCAGAGUCAUCCCUAUUAUGGUAAAUGGAUGGCUUAGAAACCACUCCUGUUAAGCACUGUCAUUAUUAUGGUGAGGCGUAAAGUCUGUGUCAUCCACUCAUGUUUGUAAUCACAGCAGUGACAUGGCGCACUUAUGGAGACGUGGUCCAUGAGUAAUUUGAGGGGAGUUCAGCAUAUCCUCACUCUUGGCUCUUGUGAUCAGAACACUGUAGUAGAUUAAGUUUUUUUGCAGUGACGUUUUGAUUUGUUCUGCAUUUCUGCAUGUGUUUUAAAAGCCUUGCAGGUUUUGUUUAGAUUAUUUAUGAAGUUACACUGAUGAAAGUUUUUGUUUAGCUUUUAUUCAGCUCACAAUUCUUUAACCUGUUUGCUCAGCCUGAUGUAUAUUAUAUAUUUAAAAUAAUAAAAAU
Messenger RNA from Xyrauchen texanus (razorback sucker), 1591 nucleotides. RefSeq names its product mitochondrial fission factor-like. Gene Ontology annotation, biological process: positive regulation of mitochondrial fission. Gene Ontology annotation, cellular component: peroxisome; mitochondrial outer membrane. Bases 191 to 1054 code for a protein of 287 amino acids. The record is from RefSeq and is a predicted model, not a curated record. NCBI's taxonomy places the organism in Eukaryota, Metazoa, Chordata, Actinopteri, Cypriniformes, Catostomidae. The transcript has 8 exons.